UUUUAAAUCCAAAUCAGUCACUCCAAGGAACUCUGGUUAAGUAAACGUUUACCAGAAUUAAUGGGUUAAUUUCAUAAUGCAACUUUGGCAUUUAAUUUCUUACAUACAUCUCUACGCCGUCGCCGUGGUCACGGCCAAAAGACUGGUCCACACGAAGCUCCAGAACGAGCCCGCCUUUCAGUCAGAUCACAUUCAACCAGAAGCACGUGUGGUUGGCGGUACAGAUGCCGAUCCUGGAUUCGCUUCAUAUCAAAUCUCCUUGCAGGGCAUGUAUAGCCCGCAUAUGUGCGGUGGCGUUAUCAUAGACAAACAAUGGGUACUCACCGCAGCGCAUUGCGUUUACGGCUACAAUCCGCCUUACUUACGCAUCAUGACCGGCACAGUGGUGUGGCAGAAUCCUCGUGCAACGUACUACCCAGACGAGUUCUACACACAUUGCAACUAUAAUAAUCCGGAUUAUGCAAAUGACAUUGCGCUCGUACACUUAAAUGACUCAAUUAUUUUCGAUCAAUACACGCAACCCAUACCGUUGGCCUCCAAGCCAGUACGUGAUGAUGCGGAGGCUAUACUCACCGGUUGGGGUGAUGUUGCGUACGGGGGCCCUAGCGCAGAGGUUUUACAGAAAAUCACAUUACGUACGCUGAGUUAUAAGAGUUGCGGGGAGAAGUUUGACUCUGAUGUGGAGGCACUAGACGUGGGUCACAUCUGCACAUUCACGAAGGAGGGCGAAGGUUCAUGUCACGGUGACUCGGGUGGUCCUUUGAUUAGUGACGGCGAACUGAUCGGUUUGGUUAAUUGGGGUAGGCCCUGCGCACUUGGCUUUCCGGAUGCAUAUGCGAGCAUUUAUUUCUAUCGCGAUUGGAUUCGUCGUGUAAUGUCAGGCAAAUGUAAGACGUGCCAUUGUGAAGAAAGUAAUUACCCAUUCUUAAGGUAAUUAUGAUGAAAUGAAAAUAAAGUUUUGAAUUUUAUUUGAA
Messenger RNA from Ceratitis capitata (Mediterranean fruit fly), 974 nucleotides. Its product is annotated as chymotrypsin-1. The coding region runs from base 77 to 934 and encodes 285 amino acids. Gene Ontology annotation, biological process: proteolysis. Gene Ontology annotation, molecular function: serine-type endopeptidase activity. The transcript has a single exon. NCBI's taxonomy places the organism in Eukaryota, Metazoa, Arthropoda, Insecta, Diptera, Tephritidae. The record is from RefSeq and is a predicted model, not a curated record.